Molecule: messenger RNA, 1266 nt
Organism: Symbiodinium pilosum
Lineage: Eukaryota; Dinophyceae; Suessiales; Symbiodiniaceae
Source: the annotation of a GenBank genome assembly
AUGAGAAACGUGAUGAAGCUCCGAGAUUGGCUUCAGACAAAUGCACAAGAAUGGGCGAUACUGGUUGACGUGGUGCAGGAUCCUGCUGACUUGCUGGAGCUCUGCGAGUCUCAAGGACUCAGUAUCGUGAGCCACGUUGUCUCCAUCCUGGAUCCUUUCAUCGCGUACCCGUGGGGUGCCGCACGACACCCAUUGCUUCUGAGCCGGACAGCUCGCGGUUGGGUGAACGCGGCUUUUGUACAGGACAACGUGAUGAAAAACUCUCCCAGCAAGGGUCUUCAGGAGCACCGCGAGCUUGGAGCUUUGCUGCUCAGGGAGAUGACUUCCAGCAGGGGUGGUGAGCAGGUCAGCAUGCGACCGUUGACCGGUGACAUCAUUCAGGGAGCAUUGGCGCAAAGCUGCUCAUCACCCUUUGCAAGAUUCCUGAGUCGGCCGUACCAAGGCAUGUCAUCCCCGCACAGAGAGCUUUUCCAGCCACAGGCCAGGCUGUGGAAGCAUUUCGUGCCAAGUCAGAACCUUGUUCUCGAUUUCGAGAUUCUGCAAAAGCUUUGCAUGGAAUGCCUUCAUCAAGCUGCAGAAGAGUUCAUUCUACCUCCUGAGGGCAGUUUUCAUGGUCAUUCAGUUUGGCACGGCCUCUUCUGCGUCGAGGCAAAGGCGCGUGGAGUAACUUCAGGCAUCUCCUUUUGGGCACAAGCCUCACCCGAUCUUCGCAAGGCCGCAAUGGAGAUGGAGACUUCUCCUGCCAAGGGAAUGGUCCUCACGCCCAAGGGUGAGCUGCGGCCUCCACAGCACUGGCAAGAGCCACUGGCCUCCGCUCUCGGUGUCGUGUUUUGGUGGUGUUUGCCGAGCCAGGCGAUGCCUGCGAUCAAUGAAAAGGCUUCAGCAGCAGUGGCGGAGGUUGCCCGAUGUGUUCUGCAACCGCCCGUGGAGGACACUGCCUGGGACAUUAACGCUGUUCCACCUGGCCUUCGGGCUGAGAUUGAGGAGGAGGUGCGAUUGGAAGGCCCCCCGGACGGCUACUACUUCGAUGGCGUGCGAUACAUCAAUCAAGAAGAUUGUGCAGUGAGCAUGGAGCACCCCAACUUUAUGAGUCGGCUUUCGUGCGUAGUUCAAAACCACAAUGACGAGCAAAUGGCGCGGAGGCGACUGAUACAGGAGGUGAUGGAGAUGCCGCUUUUUUCCACCAGUCGACAACCACCAAGUCCUGUCCGACCUCCAGGACAUGGGAAACGUCCUAUGCGUGGCUACAAAGGAGCGCCUGCGUAA